This is a messenger RNA of Chaetomium fimeti, 3216 nucleotides long. RefSeq names its product DNA polymerase phi-domain-containing protein. Gene Ontology annotation, biological process: regulation of DNA-templated transcription. The record is from RefSeq and is a predicted model, not a curated record. NCBI's taxonomy places the organism in Eukaryota, Fungi, Ascomycota, Sordariomycetes, Sordariales, Chaetomiaceae. The transcript has 2 exons. The coding region runs from base 86 to 3139 and encodes 1017 amino acids. Gene Ontology annotation, molecular function: transcription factor binding; rDNA binding. Gene Ontology annotation, cellular component: nucleolus.
AGUUCACGGGCGCUGGCAGGAGGAGUCGAGUCCACUGUCUCCAGGCUCUCAGCACUUUCCAAUCCGUUACGACAUCUCAAAAAACAUGGCUAACAAACGGAAGCGCGUGGCCAAGGAAGCCAAUAAUGACAACCUACCAUCCCAAAAACGGUCGAAGAAAGAUGCCACAACCACCAAUGGCUCAGCCAAGUCCAAGCCCUCGAAGGCGCUCGACAAGUCCCCGUUCACCGAACAUCCUACCGUCGACGAGCGCAAGAGAGAGCUGGAGCUGUACAAUAAACUAGGAAAUGAAGACGUCAGCGAUCGAAUCGAGGCCGCGGAUGCUAUCAUAUCCGGCCUACUUGGCGAAGAAUGUGUUCCCGAACCGGUCCUCCUGCGCCAUCUUGAAAAGCGUCUGUUUCGCGGUCUUGCCAGUGGCAGGAAUGCUUCGAGGCUCGGCUUCAGCCUAGUUCUGACCGAGAUUUUGGGCCAAUUAUUCGGGGACAAGGACCUGGCGAGCUCAAAAUACCCGGGUCUGCCGUUCGACAGGGUGCUGAGCAUUCUGCUAGAGAAGACGCAGGCGGGAGGAACCGGUUCAGGCCAGGAAGAGAGAGACCACUACUUUGGGCAACUGUUUGGAAUCGAAUGCUUCGUUCGCUCUGGUAUCAUCUCGGACAAAACCAAGUGGCUCCCGGUUCUGGACCUUCUGUCGAAGCUGUCGUCGAAGAAAAGCUGGUUGAAAUCGCAAUGCGGAUACGUCAUCGUGCAAGCAAUAUCGCAAAUGAACCAGAAUCUUGCUGAAGCCACCCUUGAGAAACUUUCCGAGGCCGGAUUCGCCAAGUCCCCCGAGGGUGUGGGCAUCUGGAUCGCUGCGAUGGACCGCUUCCCUGAGAUGAAGGUUCCGAAACAGCCAUGGCGUCACCCCUUGGAAGCUACGUCUUUAGCUGCUCUACCUGCGGCUUUGAAAGAUAGCGGAAGAGAAACAUCAACCGAGGAAAAUGGCAGCAAGAAGCCGAAGCAAGGCAACUGGACGGCCCAGCUUCACUUUGUCUGGGACUUGAUCCUUGCUCACUUUGUCAAGCUGGGUGUCCAGUCCAAGAGUGAUGCCACCGAGCAAUUCAAGCAGUUUUGGAACCGCGUUGUAGAUGAGGGCUUUUUCUCCAAGAGUGCCUCAGACAGCCAGAAGUUUUCAGGCUUUAUGAUCUUCCAGAAGAUGCUCGAGGGGGCCACCGACUCUCCUUUCAUGGUGUCCACCCUCUUCAGCAAGAAUCUAAUGGUGUCUAUCAUGAACCAGGCUGCCAAGGAAGACCGAUACCUCCACCGCGCAGCUGUCAAGGCUCUGAAAGGCAUUGAGGUUGUCGUCGAGAAAGCACCACACCUCCUCCCUACCGUACUCAAAGAGCUUCUUGGGAAGCAGGGGGCGUAUAACUUUGAGCAGCGCACAAACACCAAGACGAUUGACAAGCUUCUGCAACAAACAACGCCCUCCACAGUCAAACAGGUCCUUAAGAUCCUGCAGCUGAAGGAUCCGUCCAAGAGUGGUCUUGACGAGUCAAAGUACUACCAAGCUCUUGGGGCCUAUCUAUUCAGGCUCGCGAGCGUGCCCUCCGAGGACCCCGAAGCCGAUACUUCGGGCAAGUCAGUGCCCGGCUUAGCGAUCAACGCCCUGACCGACUUGGCCUACUCAAACACGUCAGUGCCAGUUGGAAUUAAGGAAACGCUACGGACGAGGUCGACCUCGGCCUUUGCAAAGUUGGUUCGGAGACCAGAGGAUUUCGGGCACCUCUGUGGUGCCAUCCUGUCUAUCGAAGCCGACAUCGACUCAGAGGACGAAAUCACCGGCUCGAUCCUUCCUGACGCUUACGAAAGGCUGAAGGACCUUCUUGAUCCUGCGAAGUGCACCGAUCGCUCGCGAGCACCUCGGCAAGCGUUGGCUUUGUUGCAUGCUGUAGGCAUUCUUCAGUUUUACAACCAGGAUCCCGACGUGAUAGAUCUCUUUGACGAGCUUUCGGAGUGUUAUGACAAGCUCGAGAGCUAUGACCAGGAGUCUGGCGAAGGGAUCUCCGAAUAUCUUGUCGAGAUUCUUCUCGCCAUGGUUGCCCGGCCAUCGUCACUCAUGCGGCAGGUCUCGCAGCAGGUUUUCGAGGCAUUCACUGGCUACAUGUCGGAGGACGCGCUCAGACUUCUGAUUGACCCAUUGGCUGCUGAAGAGAGUGCUAAGGGGCAACAGGCCCUGUUUAGCACCGAGGACGAAGACAUGAUGGAUGCCGAAGCUGCUGGCGACGAGAGCGACGAGGAGGAACUCGAUUCUGACGUCGAGAUCGUCAACCUCGAGGAUGCCGGCUCCGAAGGCCCUGACGACAGCGAUGCCGAGGGCUCAGGCGAUGAGGAGGGGAACGAAGACACAAGCGCCGCGGACAAAGACCAAGAAGCGCUCGACGCGCUUGACAACGCGCUCGCGGAGGUCCUCGGCAGCCACCGGCUCGACCAGGACGAGGACGCGGACACGGACCACGAAUCGGACAUGACGGACUCGGAGAUGAUGGUGGUGGACGAGAAGCUCGCCGAGAUCUUCAAGCAGCGGGCCAAGACGGGCAACAAGAAGAAGGAGAAGAAGGACGCCAAGGACACGGUCGUCAACUUCAAGCACCGAAUCCUCGACCUCCUCGCCAUCUACGUCAAGAAGGAGGCCGCGGCCGGCGGCGCCGGCUCCCCGCACGUCUUCCGCGUCCUCCUGCCGCUGCUCCACCUCAUCCGCACGACCACGACCAAGGCGCUCGGUAACAAGUCCUGCGACAUCAUCCAGACCUUCUCCAAGAGCCUCAAGAAGGCGCGCGGCGGCAGCCAGGUCGCCGAGAUCGCCGGGCUGGAUCUGGCGGCCAUGGCCUCGCUGAUGGAGGAGCUGCACGAGGAGGCGGCCAAGGAUGUCUCGCAUGCGUUUGCCAGGGCGGCGUCGACGGCCUGCCUGGCGGUGGCGUCCAUCACAUGCUGCGACGCGGAGAGGGAGGAGCAGGUGUUUGCGCUGUAUGCGAAGACGCAGCGCAAGUGGUUCAAUGGCGAGGUCAAGAUCCAGGCGUCGUUCUUUUCGGAUUGGCUGAACUGGUGCCAGAGCCAUGCGAGCACUGCCGCUACAGCUGCGGGGGAGCGGGAGGAGAAGUAGGUGUGUGUGUGUGUGUGUGUGUGUGUUAGGUUGUAGAUAGAGGCAGUUCAAUACCCCGUCAGUGUAUCACGUUUCGU